AGGAAAUCACACUCACUUGUAAGGAAAUGGGUUUGGAAGGCAAGUUGAUCUCUCAAAUAGAAAUGAAGUGUUCUGGACAUUUGCUUCAUGAUCAUUUCAAAUCAAAUCCACACAAAACAUCCGUCAUGUCUCCUGAUAAGAUAACAAACUUCACAAUUCAUGAAGGUCAAUUGGGAAAAACUAACUCUGUUGUUACCUGGAAUUAUAUUCUUGAGGAAAAAAUGAUCACUUGGACUCUUGCGUAUGAGAAAUUAAAUGAAAAUACUCCAGAGCCCCUGGAUUUUAUGGAGUUCCUUAUUGGUCUCAUCAAGGAUGUUGAGACUCACCAUGUUAGGAAAUAGAUAUCAUUCCCCAUUCCUUAUAACAUGAUGAAGUAUUAUGACUCUCCUAAAUCUUUGUUAAUAAAUAAAACUACUUGGUGUGAUAUAUGCUUCAUGAGCUUCAUGAAGUAUUAGUUUUAUUGUAAAUCUCUUUAUGAAUCAAUAAAAGUGUUUGGUGUGAUAUAUGUUUCACGAUUUGUGUACGUAGGCGUGUUCAAUGUUAAUAAUACAUAUAUGAUGGGCUUUUU
Molecule: messenger RNA, 568 nt
Organism: Solanum tuberosum (potato)
Lineage: Eukaryota; Viridiplantae; Streptophyta; Magnoliopsida; Solanales; Solanaceae
Product: MLP-like protein 43
Exons: 2
Coding region: 27-341 (104 amino acids)
Biological process (GO): defense response
Source: RefSeq, a predicted model, not a curated record